Molecule: messenger RNA, 686 nt
Organism: Vicia villosa (hairy vetch)
Lineage: Eukaryota; Viridiplantae; Streptophyta; Magnoliopsida; Fabales; Fabaceae
Exons: 3
Coding region: 96-485 (129 amino acids)
Biological process (GO): microtubule-based process
Cellular component (GO): dynein complex
Molecular function (GO): dynein light intermediate chain binding; dynein intermediate chain binding
Source: RefSeq, a predicted model, not a curated record
AAUUCUAUUUUAAAAACCAAAAGAAUCAGAUUCUCACUCUCCUUUCUCUACACCUCUCUCUCUCACACACACCCCUCCGAAUUAGGGAAACAAUCAUGAGCGAAGACUCAAAGAAGCACAUCAUAGCUGGAGCAGCAUCUCUAAUGGCGAAAUCUCACCUCGAAGAUCGAAAGCCACUUCCUUCACCACUCUCUGCAUCGGCUUCUCCUGCACCACCGGCGACCAAGAAAGUCAUCAUCAAAAGCGCCGAUAUGCUACCGGACAUGCAGAAAGAGGCCGUCGAUAUCGCCGUCCUCGCUUUUGAGAGGCACAACGUGGAGAAAGAUGUUGCAGAGACUAUAAAGAAGGAGUUUGAUAAGAGGCACGGUCCUACUUGGCAUUGCAUCGUCGGUCGCAAUUUCGGUUCCUAUGUGACUCAUGAAACAAACCACUUUGUUUAUUUCUAUUUGGACCAGAAAGCAGUUUUGCUUUUCAAGUCUGGCUAGGCCUUACUUUGAUGGAGACAAAAAAGUUGACAACUACAAGAAUUGUCUUGUGAUUAUGCUGCUAUAUUAACUCUUCAUCUUGUAUGUAUUAAAUCCACGACACAAACUCAUUACAAGACAUUCUUGUGCUUGUAUAUCUAAUUUCAUGCAAACUGGUUCUCAAGUUUGAAUAUGAAUCAAAUUGUGAUCUUCUUUCUUCCA